Messenger RNA from Aspergillus tanneri, 1269 nucleotides. RefSeq lists its product as uncharacterized. The record is from RefSeq and is a predicted model, not a curated record. The coding region runs from base 1 to 1269 and encodes 422 amino acids. The transcript has 4 exons. Lineage: Eukaryota; Fungi; Ascomycota; Eurotiomycetes; Eurotiales; Aspergillaceae.
AUGGAUAUCUCAUCAGCUUUAAAAGUAUUGCGAAAUUCAACUACGGAGGCUCUUGGAAGCCAUCAUCAGGAGAUAUUGUUGACCUUGACUGAGAUAGGCCAGCGGUUAAAGCCAGUUACCCUUUCAGUCAUUCAGGACGAACAGACAUUAGUCGGAUCAGAAUAUUCCGCAAGUAUACCAAAUGACUCGGACCAGUCAUCUUAUGGCGGCGUGUCCGAGAGCGAGAGCAGUGUCGAGAGUCACCGAGAAACGCUAGCCUCGGACAGACCGACUACCCUUGGAAGAUUAGAAAACGACGUGAAUCCCGAAAGCCACAACAGCAUGGACUCCGAGAAUCUUCCUGGUUCCACGUGUACUUCGAAAUCCCCACCAGCUCAAGAUUGGCCUGUGAAGUUGCUUGCAGCGUCUAUUCGUGACUGCCCCUGGUUACGCAGCUUCUUGGAGAAGGAACCGUCCGAGAUCUUAAAGCGUAAGAGGUCGCAGAUGACAGACAAGAGAAUCAGGGAUAUCCGAUUUGUGGAAGGCACGCGGUGCCCGAAAAAUGAAGAUAAGAUAUUCAGAGGCUUGGCCCAGCGAUCACUGGGUCUUCAAUUUACGCGACUUCAAUACGAAGCCCAAACAAAAACAAGAGUAGAUGAGCUAUGUGAGAGUAUCUGCUCUGCCGAUCCUGAGAUCAGAGCACGCAUACGCAAAAGAACAGGGUUUAUUACUAGACAUUUGCAUCGUUUCAAGUUCGCCCCUGAGGAAAGAGGGACUUUACUCCGUGGCAUAAAUGGCGGGGUUAAACAACUGGUAGUCGAGACAUUGCUUCAAAAACGACUCGAGGAAGCGGGACGGUCGAAUCAGUCAGUCGCAAUAUCUGCUAUCACAGCAUUAAGCAUCUUUGCCUUUGGUCACCUUAAUUUUGAAGAUAUACCUCGGUUUAUUGACCUUAUAUUCCUCGAAUCUUCGAAGACUGAACUUCCUCUUAACUCAGUCACUACAAUGCCAGACCACCCGAGGACUGAGCCCUUUCACAUUUUGGACAUUAUAGCCUCGUUGUCACCAUUUUUUUCCAAAUUCCAAGAUAGCUAUGACAGAGAUGUUAGGUCUGAAGAGCCGUCAGACCUUGAACAGCGUUCAGAAAUGCACAAGCCCAAGAAACUGAGCCCCUCCAAGAAGAACCAGAUUCGCAUGAGUGUGACUUGGCUACAUACAACCAGGAGACAUACACUACAGGAUCUCGCAGCGCUUCAGCUCGAGAUGCAUUAUUCAGCACACCUGGUGUGA